ACAAAUGAAAUAGAAUUAGGUCAAUAAAAAUAAUAAUAGAAUAGUUAAAUACAACUGGCAGUUUAGACAAGACUUUAUAAAAUACAAUUCAUCAGCUAAAUGCAAUGGAUAAAGGAACUUUCUUUUGCUUACUAAAAAAAAAGUGGGCUGCGUAAUCACUAAACUUGUACUCAGCACAACAUAACAACAAUAAUAAUGAUAAUGAUAAUGAUAAUAAUAUGACAGUCACUGUAACAACUUGGCACGCUCAGUGUAGCUGCUUCUCUUCACUUGAAAAAUGUCUGCUUCUCUGAGGAAUGUUGGUGGUCGGCAUGCAAGCGCACCAUGCAUCCACACAAACACCAUUCUCCCAGGUAGGAGUAACGUAAUACCUAAGGUCAUUGGCGCAUGAAGUCACAUGACCUGGCUCUUCCACUCCCCUGACACCUUCCUGAUUGGCCCCGCCCCCGUCGGUGCACACCGGGCGGUGACGCAGCGGCAGCACAAAGUGUCAGGUGUCUCACAGGUUUCACAAAAAGAGUGGCUCAACGGGAACUUCCUACAGGUAACUGACAGCGAUGGAAAGCGGUCCAUUCAAUCGAAGGUCCUGGGCGACGCAGUCCUUGCGCAUCACUGCGAGGGAGCUGUCACUCGUCGGCGGCCGAGGGAAAUCCAAUGCAAUUGCAGAGCGCUUCUCGAAGUACCAGAGAGCUGCUGAGGAGACAAGUGCAGAGAAGAAAAAAGCCGCUUUUGACAGUGCAACUCCUUCCCUGCGGUCAGGCAACCUGAGUGCUCUGAAGAAGCGCUGGGAACAAGCGGGAAACCGUGAUCAGGACAAGCCUUCUUCAGUUCCACCUACAAGCCAGUCCAGCCUUCGCCGCAGGCCUCCUGCCCUGACCAGGCCCACUAGUACCAGCGAGCAACGUCCUCCAGUAAAGAGCCCCGGCCCGCUGACCGAGCAGGAGGGUCAACAUACAGCCAGUCGUGUCCAGCAGCCCUCAGCAGCUCAAGAAGGUGAAGAACAAAGAGGGAUGGACAAGGAUGAGUUGACACACAGCAGCAGACCUGACAAGCUUGAACAGCAAAGUCCAACCAGCCCGUGUGCCUCUUUUGAAAAACCCAGAGUGCCACUGAACAACCUGAAGAUGAAGUUUGAGAAGAGAGAAGACACCAGUGCCAAGGGUGGCAGGACAACAUUACGCAGUACUUCAUCAGAGGACAUGGACCACCACGGCAGUCUGUCUGUGUCAGACAGAGCACUGGAUUCGUCUUCCCUGAGAGACAAGAUGGCCAAAUACCAGGCUGCUGCUUCUAAGCAAGGGACUACACGCUCUGGUCUGGCCUCAGAGGUGUCUGCUCCACAAACAUCAGCACCUGUAAAUGAGAAACACGCGACUGCCCCUGAGUGCAAUGGGGAGAGCACCGAGCAGCCCAAAGCAAUCAGGAAGUUUUGCCCUCCGGCGAGAGAGACAUGCAUCGCUUGUCUGCAAACAGUGUACCCGCUGGAGAGACUAGAGGCUCAUAAGCAGAUCUACCACAAAAGCUGCUUCCGCUGUGUCCACUGCAGCACAAAGCUCAGUUUGGCGAACUUUGCGUCUCUGCAUGGUAACAUCUACUGCAAGCCCCAUUUCAGCCAGCUGUUCAAAUCCAAAGGCAACUAUGAUGAAGGCUUUGGCCACCGCCCCCAUAAAGAGCUGUGGGAACCACGAGCUGAUGGAGAUGAAAAUCAGGAAACUGUGAAGCCAAAAGAACAAGAGGAGCCAGCGAAGGUGACGCGUCGAGCUGAGAGUAUCUCAGAUGCAGAGCCAGACCCAAAUGUGGAAACAUCCCCACAGGUUAAGGUUACCGACCUUACUGCAUUACUGGAGACUCGCGUGCAAACAAAGGGUAGCUCCGGUGAGAAACCAGCAGAGAAGCCAGCUGAGAAGCGCAGGCUGAGGAUCGCUUGGCCUCCUCAGGCUGGUGACAGUCAAUCUACAGCGUCGCCACUUAGUCCACUCGCAGAGGGGGUUACAUCAAGCCGAUCCUGGAGAAAAUGGCCUCCAGAGGAUGAGGCACCGUCAUCUUUCCAGAGCUCAGACCGGGCUGAACUGAAGAGCCUGAGGAGGAGCUCUUCUCUAAAGGAGCGCAGUCGACCGUUUACAGUCGCUGCUAAACCCAAUCCCACAACCAGCGUGGGUCCUCGAGAGCCUCGUCGCCCCCUCAAAUCCCUGCUGCAAUGGAGAGCAUCAUUCGAAGAAAAAAACGCAUCUGAAGGAUCAUCCAAAGAAAAGAAGCCAGAAGUCAAGGAAGUGAAGCAACCGGAAGAGAAAGAACCAAGUGAAGCUACAGCAAUGGAAAGUGAGACCAUCUCAGAGAGCAUCGUGGAGAGUCCACGUGAGCCAAAGGAAGAAGGAGAAAAACAAGAGCAAAAAGGAAACUCAGCAGCAGACAUGAUGGCAGUGGACGAGGGCUCUUUGAGGAGACUUUCUCCUGAUAUCUCACCUUCCCCUUCUCCCCCUUUACAGCCAAAACAGAACCGCGCCUCUCAGGAUGUGGGCUUCUGGGAAGAUGACAAAGAAGAAAGUGAUGCUGACGAGCUGAGUGCAGAGGAUAUAAUCAAGAGGAACCGCUAUUAUGAGGAGGAGGAGGAUGACUCUGAGUCAUAGGAGCACAAGCUCACUGUCACGUCCAGCCACCAUAAAACACUUUGUCAGUUUUAUUUUCUCAGUUUAUAGGAAGAUCAUAAAUUUAGCUUUGCCAGAUUUUAUAGUUAUUGGAGAGAUACAAAAAUGAGUAAUAGGUAUGUGCACAUAUAUAUUGCAAUAACUGCCUUUAACUGUUAAAGUGCAAAUGUUUGAUUCUUUUCUUUCACAUUUUAAUGAUAUAUUGUAAAAAAGAAAAAAUAUCUCAGACAUUGAUUAUGUGACUUGUGAUUAUACUGGAAGGUAGCCCUGAUAAAUGCAUCUCUGCACCUCAUCUUCUGAUGAUUAUCUGCAUCAUCAGUAGCAUAUUAUUUACAGGUUGUGUGUCCAAAAACCAUUAUACUUAAUGUGACACUUAAUUGUCCUUUUUAACUACAGGCAGUGUCACAGUGCAUAAAGCAGAACAGUCAUUCUGUGCCCUUCAUAGAAUGCAGAACACAAUGUGGGACUACAAAUGUAUGUGGACAUUGUAGUUCAGAUUUUCACAUUCUGGUUUAAAGAGCUAAACAGAACCCAAAUGCUCUGGAUGAGGUUUAGCUAACCUCAAAACAACAAUGGACAAGUCUUGUCCUCUCUCAGGGAUCGAAAUGCUGUCCGUCAGUGUCGGUACUCCCUCAUGCCCAUGCAUUUGUACUGGAUCUCGUCUCAUUGGACUGUUCUGCUAUGACACUGUCAGCGCUAUUGAAAUUACUCAAUACUCCCUUCCUCAAGCAAAGUUAUGAGAGUUCAUGUGGUGUCACAAAACUACGGCACAGACAAUGUGCAGCUUACUGCUUUGAUUGUAGCUUUUUUUAGAAUUCAUUCAGCUACUUGGAAGCCACCUGCUUUGAUGUUAAUUUAAUCUUUACCUUUGUCAAACACCUGAAUUUGCACAAUUACAAGUAACUAGGGCUCUGAAAAUGUACAUACAGACAAAUCAGGGAAUAUUAACAACAUCCUGCUGGGGACUCCUUGAUCUUGUACCGUAAGAGCAAAUUGCAAAGGGAUUAUCCCAAUCGUAGGUGCUGCAAUGAAAUGUCGCCUUUGUGUGCUAUCAAGUGGGAAUCAGAACAUCUCCCCUAUUAGAGAAUAUUAGAGAGCUUGUCUGAGUUGAUCUCUCCUGUCAUCACCAUUACCACAAUGAACAAGGACAUCAUUAACCAAGGUUUCUGCUGGUAGCCAUCUUUUCAGUGUAUUAUCUCAAAAUAUAUCAUCUCUUGGGGCCUUCUGACUUUAACAUUUUGAAAUGUAAUCCAGUUUAUAUUGUAUGUAAAACACUUUGUAUUUUAUGUGUCCUGGAAUAUAUGUUUGCACAAAAUUUUUUAAUAAUUUGUAUAAUGACACAUUGGGCAUUACUAUCUAUGCUGUUGAAACAAUUAAAAUAUACCAUUAAGGAAAGUUUGAAUGAA
Stegastes partitus (bicolor damselfish) is the source of this 4051-nucleotide messenger RNA. RefSeq names its product LIM domain and actin-binding protein 1-like. The transcript is spliced from 10 exons. The coding region runs from base 558 to 2627 and encodes 689 amino acids. The record is from RefSeq and is a predicted model, not a curated record. NCBI's taxonomy places the organism in Eukaryota, Metazoa, Chordata, Actinopteri, Pomacentridae.